AUGGUUCCUCCUAAGAAGAGCGUUAAAAUGGACUUGAACUCGUUCUUGAACGACGAGUCCUUCGGUGAAUCGUGGGCCGAGGAAGAGGUUGACUUAGAAAAGAUCAACAUCCCAAGUCAAACGUCGAAACUAGGCGGAAACGCUGGAAUGGACUCCUUUAGUGGGUCUAGCGGUCUCGGGGGUGGCAAAGGCUCUCGUCUAGAUCCCGCAUUGGCAUCGGAGCGCACUGAAAGAAUCCAAUACGACAUUCCAAACUAUCCUCCAUACAGAGCUGUUAUCAACAAUCUACCCUGGGAUGUGGAGGAAGAGGGUAUCAAGGCGUGGGUUGAAGACGGUCUAAACAGACCAGGUGCCGUGGAAGAGGUCGCUGCUCCCAGAGACUUCAACGAGCCUUCGAGACUCAAGGGUUUCGCAUUCAUCACUCUUUGUGACCGUGAAGCUCUCGAGGCCUCGCUGAGAUUUAACGCUACCAAGCUGAAUGAGCGUAUGGUGUACGUCUCUGUUGCGGCUCCCAACAAAGGGGGCUUUAGAGGAGGCGACAGAAUGGGAGGAGGUUUUGACGACAUGGACUGGGGCGCCGCGAGAGGCUCUGCCUUCCAAGGCUCUACGAGGAGAGAUGAACCCGAUUUGGACUGGGGUGCCAUGAGAGGCUCCGGCUUCCAUGCUUCUGCCGACAGAGGUCCAAGAAGAGAAGAACCUGAUUUGGAUUGGGGUGCCAUGAGAGGCUCUGGCUUCCAUGCUUCUGCUGACAGAGGUCCAAGAAGAGAAGAACCUGAUUUGGACUGGGGUGCCAUGAGAGGUUCAGGUUUCCAAGCUUCCGCCGAGAGAAAGCCAAGAAGAGAGGAACCAGAGUUGGACUGGGGUGCCAUGAGAGGUUCUAACUUCCAGGAAAGACCUGCUAGAACCGAGAGAAAACCUAGAAAUGAGCCAGAAAUGGACUGGAGUGGAGCCAGAGGCUCUAAGUUCGGCCAGCCACGCUCGAACGCGAAGCCUGCCCCACAUAAACCAAGCGCCAAAAGCCCUCCAGCUGCUGUCGCUCAAGAGCCUCCAAAAAUUCAAAAAUCUGCUUAUGAUGUUCUUUCGACAGAGGAUGAAGAGGAGGAGACUUCUGAAGCUGCGUCUGCUCCAAAGGCCGCUACUGACAAGGAUUCGGAAGUGGCCGAAUUGGAACAAUCUGCUGCCAAAUUAUCUGUCGCUGAUGAUAACGAUCAAGAAUGGGAAACUGUGGGCAAGAAAUAA
Lachancea nothofagi CBS 11611 is the source of this 1239-nucleotide messenger RNA. NCBI's taxonomy places the organism in Eukaryota, Fungi, Ascomycota, Saccharomycetes, Saccharomycetales, Saccharomycetaceae. The record is from the annotation of a GenBank genome assembly.